Molecule: messenger RNA, 1959 nt
Organism: Esox lucius (northern pike)
Lineage: Eukaryota; Metazoa; Chordata; Actinopteri; Esociformes; Esocidae
Gene: atg4b
Product: autophagy related 4B, cysteine peptidase
Exons: 13
Coding region: 91-1284 (397 amino acids)
Molecular function (GO): protein-phosphatidylethanolamide deconjugating activity
Source: RefSeq, a predicted model, not a curated record
CUCCCGAGUAAGAAUGUGACGUCACGGACAUUAGCUGCAUCCCUUCUAGCUAUGACCCAACAACAAGGAUAGGGUGAAGCAACUGUCGGGAUGGAUGCAGCUACUCUCACAUACGACACACUUCGCUUUGGAGAGUUUGAAGAUUUCCCAGAGACCUCAGACCCUGUGUGGAUCUUAGGGAAAGAAUUCAAUGCACUAACAGAGAAGGAAGAUAUUUUCUCAGAUGUCACUUCACGACUAUGGUUGACUUACAGGAAAAACUUCCCACCCAUUGGAGGGACAGGCCCUACGUCUGACACAGGCUGGGGCUGCAUGCUCCGAUGCGGACAGAUGAUCUUAGGAGAGGCCCUGAUUUGUAGGCAUCUGGGAAGAGACUGGAGAUGGGUGAGAGGCCAGCCACAGAAAGAAGAGUACAUCAGUAUCCUCAACGCUUUCCUUGACAAGAAAGACAGCUACUAUUCCUUACACCAAAUUGCCCAGAUGGGAGUUGGUGAAGGGAAAUCUAUAGGGCAGUGGUAUGGACCUAACACAGUGGCACAGGUACUCAAGAAACUGGCAGUGUUCGACUCAUGGAGCCGUUUGGCUGUUCACGUUGCCAUGGACAACACUGUGGUAAUUGAGGAGAUCAAGAGGUUGUGUAUGCCCUGGCUGGACUACGGGGGAGGAGCGUGUGCGGACCCCCAGGGUGGGAUGUCGGAGCCCAACGGCUGCCUGGAGGGGGCCUGUGCCCUGGCUGAGGAGGAGACGGCUCUCUGGAAGCCCCUGGUUCUUCUCAUCCCCCUGAGACUGGGCCUGAGCGAUAUCAACGAGGCCUACAUCGAGACCCUGAAGCAGUGCUUCCAGCUGCCUCAGUCUUUGGGUGUCAUUGGAGGGAAACCCAACAGUGCCCAUUACUUUAUAGGAUAUGUUGGGGAGGAGCUGAUCUAUCUGGAUCCCCACACCACCCAGCCAGCGGUGGAGCCCGGUGAGGACGGCCAGGUCCCGGACGACACCUACCACUGUCAGCACCCACCCUGCCGCAUGCACAUCUGUCAGAUUGACCCCUCCAUAGCAGUGGGUUUCUUCUGCAGAACGGAGGACGACUUCGACGACUGGUGUGCGCGCGUUAGAAAGUUGUCCCACUCUAGAGGAGGCCUGCCCAUGUUUGAACUGGCUGACCGUCAACCAUCCCACUUCUCCUGCUCCGUGGACGUUUUGAACCUCGCGCCUGAUUUCUUUGAUUCCGAUAGGUUGGAGAGGUUCUUUGAUUCUGAGGACGAGGAGUUUGAGAUCCUGUCCCUGUGACAAAAGAGGACAAUGAUGAAGAGAAAUGAUCUGGCCUGGCAGAAUCCAAACUAUUCCUCGCUGAAGCUACAGGGGACCGGAGACAUCACUAACCAGUCUGGCACAGAGGGUGUAGUGGUGCGCCUUACACAGUUGUCUUUUGAACAGCCAGUGACUGACUGACUUACUGCUCUGUGUCCAAUGAGACUCCUUGCUAGGAGGUGUUACAAGGUGGCAGGAUCUCUCAGGGCGAAUUCAGCUUCAGAUAGGUGCAUCUUCACAUUGUCCUGUCUUCAUUUUAAGUCUUAACACUUUAAAUGUUUACUUUGAAGUGACAUGGUGCCUUCCCCCCCUCUUAACAGGCUGAAAGGCCACGCACCAGUUGACUGUGGUGUUUUGUCAAGACCUCGGGUUAGAUCCACAAUGGCUCACUCUUGGCCUAUGUCACUGAUAUCUAAAGUCUGUUUUAACUGAUGUAAAAAUGUUAACCAAAAUUUGGUUGAGUGAAAUGUGUAGAUUGCUGGUAUUACCCUUGGUUCAUCAGGCCCCCUUUUGGACAUGAGAUGAAUUGCCUUCACAAGGACGUUUCUUUUUUUGGACCAAAGUCCAUGUUAGGUCCACUUAUGUUAACAGGGCCCUUAGGAGUAUGGUGGUCACGUGUCAAAAAAGAAAAUCACUGUACAGAACACUUGCUCA